This is a messenger RNA of Gryllus bimaculatus (two-spotted cricket), 4809 nucleotides long. Lineage: Eukaryota; Metazoa; Arthropoda; Insecta; Orthoptera; Gryllidae. The record is from the annotation of a GenBank genome assembly.
GUUUUUCCAAAUAUUUAGACAAGCUCAACUUUUCAACUUGAGUGUCAUUAAUUUUUUGAGACAUUAUGCCAUUAGCCAUCAUAGGAAAUCAAUUGGAAUAGAAAAGUUACAAUGUUUAAAUUAGUUUUAAUGGAUAAUUUUGUUGAAGCCAGGAGGAAUCUUAUAGGAAAUUUUAGCUCAACACAUUUGUUCUCUUGCAAGUUAGUUGCAAAGCUUGCCUAAAUUGAUACAGUGUAUUCUCAGGAAAUAUCAGAUCUGUUGAUUUUGUUGCAAAAUUUGCCUUUACAUACUACCCUUAACUUAAUUAGAUUGGUAUAGAACACUCAAUUUCAUAAUCAACUGACACUGACUAUUACACAAACUUGUUCGGUUCAAAGGCUAUCUCUACGUAAUGCAUCUUGACGCAGAGUUCAGAUAGUGAUAUUUUGACGUCAUUAUAUUUCAACAUGUAUUAAAACUGAGAGGAUUUUAAAUUCAGUCCUUAUUUCUAGGGGUAGUGUUGCUGAUUGAGGCAGAAUAUGGGCAUUAUUCGAUUUUACCGUGUGCCUGGACUUUCCGGAGGGGCUACAAGUAUUAAGCUCAAACAGCUUCAACGUGAAAUUCCGAUUGUUGCUGCUUUGAAGAGUGAACUGUGCUUCAAUGUUGAAAUAAACCGUCCACUAUCAAGUGCUGAAGAAGGAAAAUUGAAGUGGAUACUGUCAUCACCGUUUGAGCCUCAAAACCUCUCAUCUGAACCUACUUUAGCUGGAGAUGAAUUGGGAGAUUUGCUCAUUGAAAUUGGACCAAGACUGAACUUCUCCACUGCAUUUUCAAGUAAUGCUGUGUCAAUAUGUCAUUCUGUUGGGCUCAAACAAAUCACACGGUUGGAAGUAUCCAUGCGAUACUUGAUUGUGUGGGAGCAGAAAGGUCUGUCUAUAAAACCCAGUUUGGUUGAGCAGGUUUCUGGAGUCCUUCAUGAUCGGAUGACUGAAUGUCAGUAUCUGAAGCCAGUUGAGAGUUUUGAUUUAGGAAUACAUCCUGAACCAUGGUUUGAAGUUGACAUACUAAAAGAAGGAAGGAAAGCACUUGAGGAAGUAAACCAACAAUUAGGUUUAGCUUUUGACAAUUGGGAUCUUGAUUUCUACACUGACUUGUUUAAGAAUAAAUUGAAGCGCAAUCCAACAAGUGUAGAAUGUUUUGAUUUGGCUCAAUCAAAUAGUGAGCAUAGUCGACAUUGGUUUUUUAAGGGCCUAAUGGUUCUUGAUGGUAAAGAGCAAUCUGAUUCUCUUAUUGACAUGAUUAUCGACACACAAAAUUCAUCAAAUUCAAAUAAUGUGAUUAAAUUUAGUGAUAAUAGUAGUGCCAUUAAGGGUUUUGAAGUAUCAUCUCUUCAACCCAGCAAUCCAACUGAAGCAAGUAGUUUUAACAAAGUUAAUGGGUUGUCGCAUUUAAUUUUUACUGCAGAAACUCACAACUUCCCAACUGGAGUAGCUCCUUUCAGUGGUGCCACAACAGGAACUGGAGGGAGAAUCCGUGAUGUCCAUGCAGUUGGUAGAGGAGGGCAUUAUAUUGCUGGCACUGCUGGCUAUUCUGUUGGAAACUUGCUUAUUCCAGAUUAUCGUUUACCAUGGGAAGAUAGAACUCAGAGCUACCCUAACAACUUCGCUCCCCCUUUGGAAAUUUUGGUUGAAGCCAGUAAUGGAGCCUCAGAUUAUGGCAACAAAUUUGGUGAGCCUGUGAUUUGUGGAUUUGCCAGAUCUUUUGGACUUGUUGAUUCAUCUGGUGAACGUAGAGAAUGGAUUAAGCCUAUUAUGUUCAGUGGAGGUGUUGGCUCAUUGGAUGCAAAUAUGAUUAGCAAACUCGCUCCAGAGAAAGGGAUGCAAGUUGUCAAAUUGGGCGGACCUGUUUAUCGAAUUGGUGUAGGUGGUGGAUCUGCAAGUUCUGUGGAGGUUCAAGGAGACAAUAAAAGUGAAUUAGAUUUUGGAGCAGUUCAACGAGGAGAUGCAGAAAUGGAGCAGAAACUUCAUCGAGUGAUCCGAGCUUGUCUGGAAAUGGGUGAUGCCAACCCAAUAUGUAGUAUUCAUGACCAAGGAGCUGGAGGAAAUGGCAAUGUACUGAAAGAACUGGUGGAGCCUGCUGGGGCUGUCAUAUUCACCCGUAACUUCCAGUUGGGAGAUCCAACAAUCAGCACCAUGGAACUAUGGGGAGCAGAAUAUCAAGAAAAUGAUGCUCUCUUGUGUCGGGCUGAAGAUGUACCCAUCUUAAAACAAAUUGAUGAAGUUCCUGAUGAUAAAAAGUUCUUGGAUGGAAGUUUUGAGAAGGAAAAAGCAAAAUACCCUGUUGAUUUGGAGCUUGAAUUGGUGCUGGGAAAAAUGCCAAGAAAGACUUUUGUAUUGGAUCGCCAGCCAUCCAUAGUGAAGUCACUGAGCUUUCCAAAGGCAUUAACUGUUCUUGGUGCUUUGGACAGAGUCCUUAGGUUGCCAUCUGUGUCAAGUAAGCGAUUCCUUACCAACAAAGUUGACCGUUGUGUAACAGGACUAGUUGCACAGCAACAGUGUGUUGGACCUCUUCAUACUCCUUUGGCAGAUGUUGCUGUUACUGCGCUGUCUCACUUCAAUUUUGAGGGAAUUGCCACGGCCAUAGGAGAGCAGCCGAUCAAGGGCCUGAUAAAUGCUGCUGCUGGAGCCCGGAUGACUGUUGGAGAAGCUUUGAGCAAUCUGGUUUUCGCUGCAAUUACAGACAUUCAGGACGUGAAAUGCAGUGGCAACUGGAUGUGGGCAGCUAAAUUACCUGGAGAAGGAGCAGCUCUGUAUGAAGCAUGUGUUGCCAUGUGCAAAGUGAUGUGUGAACUUGGUGUUGCUGUAGAUGGAGGAAAAGAUUCUUUAAGAACGUUGGUGGUGUCUACAUAUGCUCCAUGCCCAGACAUCAGGAAAGUUGUAACUCCCGAUCUGAAGAGCCCAGCCCUUGGUAACUCAGGUGUCCUCCUUUGGGUUGAUCUCUCAGGUGGCAAGAAUAGGUUGGGAGGAUCUGCUCUUGCACAGUGCUAUAGUCAGCUGGGAGAUGAGCCUGCAGAUAUGGAUAAUGCAGCUUUGUUUAAACAGGCAUUUAAAGCUACCCAGAAGCUUAUUAAAGAGGACAAAAUUCUUGCUGGUCACGACAUAAGUGAUGGAGGUCUCAUAACAUGUCUUUUGGAAAUGGCUUUUGGAGGCAUAAGUGGAUUUGUUGUUAAUGUAACUCACAAGACUGGAGCUAUGCUUGAUGUUCUGUUUGCCGAGGAAUUAGGAUGGGUUCUGGAAAUUGAUGCAGACAAUAAAGAGUAUGUUCUACAGACGAUGAAAUCGCAUGGUGUUCCAUGCUUUGUCAUUGGGCGCAGUGCAGCUUAUGGAAUGAAUGCUCAGACGAGAGUUUUGUCCCUGAGGAGUGAUGUCCUCACUCUCUUCACCACAUGGGAGGAAACCAGCUAUCGCUUGGAGAGACGUCAGGCCAAUCCAGAUUGUGUCCGCCACGAGUUUCAGAACCUUGGAUCUAGGAAGGGCCCAAACUACAAACUUACAUUCAACCCUGCUAUUGAACCUCGCCCUGAAAAACCUAUUUCUGCUCUUUUCCUCCAUCCUGUAGUGUCAAAUGCUUUGUGCAGUAAAAAGAAUUUCCUUCAAAGAGUUAAUAAAUUUCUUAAAAUUUGUCUGACAGCCUUGCGUGUUGCUGUAAUUCGUGAGGAAGGAACAAAUGGAGACCGCGAAAUGGCAGCUUCUUUAUUUAUGGCUGGGUUUGAAGUUUGGGAUGUCACUAUGCAAGACUUGCUGAACAAGAAAGUGACUGCUGACCAGUUCAGAGGGUUGAUAUUUCCAGGAGGGUUCAGUUAUGCAGAUGUUUUGGGUUCUGCAAAGGGUUGGGCAGCUAGUUUGUUGUUUAACCCAGUAUUGAGAAAACAAUUCCAAGCUUUUGCUGAGAAGAAAGAUACUUUUAGUUUGGGAGUGUGUAAUGGCUGCCAACUCAUGAGUUUGCUUGGUUGGUUGAAUAUUGACAAACAGGGUUUGGAGAAUGAAAUACCUUCUCCUGACAUUGUGUUGGAUCACAAUGUGUCUGAGAGAUUCGAAUGCCGAUUCAGCACUGUGCGAAUUGAGAGCUCUCCCUCCAUUAUGUUGCGUGGCAUGGAGGGAAGUUCUUUUGGAGUAUGGGUGGCUCAUGGAGAAGGUCGCUUUACGUUUAGAAAUAAUGAUGUUCUGUCUAAACUGGAGAGUAAGAAAUGUUGUCCCAUAAAGUAUGUCGAUGAUGAUGGUGAACCCACAAUGUAUUAUCCUAUGAACCCGAAUGGAAGCAUCCAUGGCAUUGCAGCUGUGUGCUCUGCGGAUGGUCGCCACCUAGCCAUGAUGCCCCAUCCAGAGAGGGCUACUCUGCUGUGGCAGUGGCCCUGGAUGCCUCCACAGUGGAAGGACAAGUACCAGGUGUCUCCUUGGUUGCGCAUUUUCCAGAAUGCUUUUGUAUGGUCUGCAUCCAGGUAAUAUUAGGCAGAUUGCUGUAUGCACAAUUUCAAUAUAGAGAGCAUAAAAAACUUGGCCUUCUUCAGUUUUAAAGUGCAUUUGAUAUGUUCAGCACUAGAAUUACUGAUAUGUUGAGUUUGUGAAAAGGUUUGUGCCAUAGGAAGUAAUUGUAAAAAAAUGCUCAAAAAUUAAAAUUGCUCAAAAUGAAAAAGUAUGUUGGAAGACUGAAACAUUCCAUUGUUAUGUGCCGUUUUAAUGUUACUGAGAUUGAAUAUUUUAAGGUUGACUCUUUAAAGAUUAUUAUAUUUGUAAUGGAAACUUUUCUUAAAAUAAAAUAUUUUGAAAUAAA